This is a messenger RNA of Oryza brachyantha (malo sina), 1339 nucleotides long. RefSeq names its product 2-alkenal reductase (NADP(+)-dependent)-like. Bases 77 to 1120 code for a protein of 347 amino acids. The record is from RefSeq and is a predicted model, not a curated record. The transcript has 5 exons. Gene Ontology annotation, molecular function: 2-alkenal reductase [NAD(P)H] activity. Lineage: Eukaryota; Viridiplantae; Streptophyta; Magnoliopsida; Poales; Poaceae.
CACCCUACCGUUUAGCUCACUGGGAGAAGGAAAGGAAAAGAAAAAAAGGACGAAGCGAGCACAGGUGGCGGCGGCAAUGGCGGCGGCGACGACGACGGUGAGCAACAAGAGGGUGAUACUAAAGCGGUACGUGACGGGAGCCCUCUCCGAGGAUGACAUGGAGGUGGUGAUGGCGGAGGCAACGUUGGACGUCCCGAUAGGGUCGAAGGCGGUGGUGGUGAAGAAUCUCUAUGUCUCGUGUGAUCCCUACAUGCGUAACCGGAUGACCCACCAUGAGGUGCCGAGCUAUGUCCCGGACUUUGUCCCAGGGGAGGUCUUGGCAAAUUUUGGCGUGUCGAAGGUGAUAUCAUCCGGACACCCAGAUUUCAAGGCCGGUGAUCUUGUCUGGGGGAUAACAGGAUGGGAAGAAUACACUGUGAUCAACAACCCAGAGUCACUUUUCCAUAUCAAUCACCCUGAACUUCCUCUGACCUACUACACUGGUGUUCUGGGAAUGCCUGGGCUUACUGCAUAUGUUGGAUUCUUCGAAGUAUCCAAGCCUAAGAAAGGUGAGUAUGUCUUCGUCUCAGCGGCAUCCGGCGCCGUCGGUCAGAUUGUUGGUCAGCUUGCUAAGAUUACAGGCUGCUAUGUGGUUGGCAGUGCUGGCUCUGAUGAGAAGGUCAACCUCUUAAAGACCAAGUUUGGCUUCGAUGAUGCUUUCAACUACAAGGAGGAGCCAAACCUUGAGGGAGCUCUAAGGAGGUUCUUUCCGAAGGGGAUCGACAUCUACUUCGAGAAUGUUGGUGGCAAGACGCUAGAUGCCGUGUUGCCCAACAUGCGACUGGGUGGCCGGAUUGCGGCAUGCGGGAUGAUCUCGCAGUACAACCUAGAGCAGCCAGAGAGGGUGGGGAAUCUUUUCUACAUUGUCACGAAGCACCUACGCAUGGAGGGGUUCUUGGUGUUCAACUACUAUGAUAUGUACUACCGGUUUGAGAAGGAGAUGGCCGAAUACCUAAAGGAACGGAAGGUGACUUAUGUGGAGGACAUUGUUGAGGGGAUUGAUUCGGCGCCAUCGGCGCUUCUCAAGCUCUUCACCGGUCAUAAUGUUGGCAAACAACUUGUCACUAUCGCACAUGAGUAAUGCACCGCACUACUUGGUUUGGGCGUCCACUUUUAGUAUGCAUGUUUAGGGGCGUCAACCCUAGAAAACCCUAACCACCACCUAAGGUGUGCCACAAUUUGGACCAUUAUAUACAGAGAGAAAAUUCCCUACAUAGCUUUGUUCAAUCCCUUAUGUAUUUCUGAAUUUUACUUUAUUCCUUUCAUGCCACUUAAUUUUGAUUUUGAUCAUCUCUAUGCU